This is a messenger RNA of Erinaceus europaeus (western European hedgehog), 3377 nucleotides long. It is a transcript of the gene KRT80, whose product is annotated as keratin 80. The record is from RefSeq and is a predicted model, not a curated record. Gene Ontology annotation, molecular function: structural constituent of skin epidermis. The coding region runs from base 89 to 1612 and encodes 507 amino acids. NCBI's taxonomy places the organism in Eukaryota, Metazoa, Chordata, Mammalia, Eulipotyphla, Erinaceidae. Gene Ontology annotation, cellular component: keratin filament. The transcript is spliced from 9 exons. Gene Ontology annotation, biological process: keratinization; intermediate filament organization.
CCGGUAACUGGUGCCGGGGGAGGGGCGGCCGCGCCACAUCAUCUAACAGGUUGGUCAGGCUGGGAGGCGUCCCGCCCUCUCGGGGCUAAUGAGCACUGUACAACAGGUGUUUGCUCCUCAGUCCCCAGCCUGCCCUGCCUGCGACCAGAGCCAGCCGCCCGCCACCCUCCAAGGCUCCCUCCUCUCCGGGCGCCCGCUCUCCCACUCCCAGGCCCGGGGGCCCGCGAUGGCCUGCCGCUCCUGCGUCGUUGGCUUCAGCAGCCUCAGCAGCUGCGACAGGACUUCAGCAGGCAGCCCCUGGCCUGGGACCUCAGGAUGGGGCAGCUGCGGGCCCCCCGGGCUGAGCUUCACCUCCCGCAGCCUGACCAGCUGCCAGCCACCUGCCACCAUCCCCAAGGUGACAGUCAACUCCAGCCUGCUGGUUCCCCUGGACCUCAAGCUGGACCCAGCCAUCCAGCAGCAGAAGAACCAGGAGAAAGAGGAGAUGAAACUGCUCAAUGAUAGAUUUGCCUCCCUGAUCGGCAAGGUACAGGCCCUGGAGCAGCGCAAUCAGCUGCUAGAGACCCGAUGGCGCUUCCUAUACCAGAGCCAGGUGUGUGUGUGGGGGGGGGGGGGGGAGGGGACCGUCACACAGACCAGGACUACAUCCUUGGCAAAGAAGGACCACGAAUGGGACAAUGGAGCCCCAAGGCCCAAUCAGACCUCAAGCUCCCACCAUAGCCAGGUGAACUGCCUCUGUCUCUCCUUUCCUCACCCCAGGUAUGAGGAUGAGAUCUCCAAGCGCACAGACAUGGAGUUCACCUUCGUCCAACUGAAGAAGGACCUGGAUGCAGAGUGUCUACGGCGCACUGAGCUAGAGACCAAGCUGAAAGGCCUGCAGAGCUUCGUGGAGUUGAUGAAGACCAUCUAUGAGAAGGAGCUGACUGACCUAGAAGCCCAAGUGAAGGACUUGUCGGUGACUGUGGACAUGGACAGCCGCUGCCACAUUGACCUGAGCGGCAUCGUGGAGGAAGUGAAGGCCCAGUAUGAUGCCAUAGCAGCACGCAGUCUGGAGGAGGCUGAGGCGUACUCUCGGAGCCAGCUGGAGGAGCGGGCAGCCCGCUCAGCCGAAUACGGAAACACCCUCCAGAGCAGCCGCAGCGAGAUUGCCGACCUCAACGUGCGCAUUCAGAAGCUGCGGUCCCAGAUCCUCUCCAUCAAAAGCCAUUGCCUGAAGCUAGAGGAGAACAUCAAGGCGGCAGAGGAACAGGGAGAGCUGGCCUUCCGGGAUGCCAAGGCCAAGCUGGCCCAACUGGAGGAGGCCCUGCAGCAGGCCAAGAAGGACAUGGCGCAGCAGCUGCGCGAGUACCAGCAGCUGAUGAACACCAAGCUGGCCCUGGACAUCGAGAUCGCCACCUAUAGCAAGCUGGUGGAGGGUGAAGAGAGCCGGAUGGACCUGCCUACAACUGCUGUUGUCAGUGCUGUGCAGUCCAGAUCAAGAACAGCUGCCUCCAAGUCCAGCCUCUCGAGAGCUCCCUCACGGAAGAAGAAGAACAAAAAAGGGCCUGUGAUCCAAAUCACUGAGAUGUCAGAGAAGUUCCUCUUGCAGGAGUCAUCAGAGGCCUCGGAGUAAGGCUGCUCCUUCUGCUGCAACAGGAGGGACUUCAGCUAGACUCAAGGAAGCCAUCUGGAGCCUGGGAGAACAGGCAAGCCUGGUCCUGAGCAGAGAGCAGGAAAGUUCAAAGGAAUGGCUGCCUUUCUGUGGGCUGCUGAGAGUGGGAGAGGAGUGACCCCAGCUGUUCAGUCACUCCUUUUCCGUGUGAGAAUCCCACAGUCCUCCCAGUGCUGAUUUCAGGCCAGAGGUUCCCCUACUAGGACGAACUGGAAUUGGGGUCCACUUUGUCUCUUCUGCCUUGCUCUUCUGAGGUUCCUUCUUUCCCAGUUUUUGCCCAACCCUUGCCCUGCACUGACACCUCAAGCCUGGCCUCUGCCUUACAGUAGAGGCUGGUGCCCUUGCUUGUCUGCCCCAGUAGCUGGCCCAGGGAGAGGUGACACUCCAGCCAUACUUCCUGUAUCUGGAGCUCCUAGGGAGGCUGGAUACUCAAUGCCCCUGACCUAUCUGCACUAUCUGGGCUCCCAGAGACCUGACAGUAUUAGAUAGUGAAGAUAGGAGGCUCCUUGGGGGUGUGGGACUUGAUCCUAGACCUCUAAAGUCAGCCUGACAGCUGGGGGAAAAGUCACCCCCUUUUCUCCUCCUUUGGGGCACAGUCAAAAUGGGACAGGCUGCCCCAGAACCAUCUCCAGAAGCUAUUCUUGCCAUGAUAAACUCCCUGGGGCAGGUGCUGGAGAUAAGAUGGCAGCCUGAGAAUUAGAUCCUACUUCUUCCUCCCUGCCACCCCAGAGCUCACCAGGCUACCUGAGACCUGUGCACCCUGCCCCACCUGGGUAUAUUUCCUGGCCAGAAACCUGGUUUCUGCACCAGAGCAUGGAGUCCCCACCCCACACCUAUCAGGCCCCUUUCUCAGGAAGCCCACUCAAAGUCCCUGUCCUCUCCAUGAGCCAACGCCUCUGCUGUGUUCACUGAGGAGCCUAGGAACACCCCCCAUCUGUGAGGCUGGAUCUCUCCUCCAUGCCCACUCCCCAGCUUCCAGCUGGGCCAUGAAGAAGGCACAGUGCAGGCAGGUCUGGAGGCUUCUGAGCCCUUGAGCAUGGCUGGGGAGGCUCAGUGACAACCUAGAAAAGGCUCAACCAAAGAGAUUGUCCACAUCCAACAAGAAGAUUGCACGAUGGGAGGAGGGUUCCUCUUUACUCCUCCUGGUUCUCACCUUUGGGGCCAGCAGCUACACACAACACACACUUAUACACACCACACACACACUACCUUCUCUCCUUCCCCUCCUAUCUCCCACCUGCCACUUGUUGCCUCCAGCCCCCUCCCUCCCUUUGUUUUCUGUUUUUGUCUCAUCUCAUUUUCCUGACAUGGUGGUGCAAGGCCCUGACCCCCUCUGGGCCUACAGGGGCACUCAAGGGUUACUGACUCUGGGGCUGGAGUGAGCUCAGCCAUAUACUCAUCCCUGAAGUCCCAAAAGGGUGCUGAGUGCUGCUUUUUCUCCAGCUAUUUAUUGGUUUCCAAGGGAGCAAAUCCUCAGUGGGGAUACAUGAUAUAUAAAGUAUAUAUAGAUAUAUAUAUAGAUAUAUAUUAUUUUUUCAUAACUUAUGUGGCUUUUAACUUAUUGCUUCCCUUCCUGUUUCUGCAUAAUCAGUGCUAGAAAGUAUACUAUCUGGACAGAUAACACAUAUCCAGCCACCCCAUCCAACCAGCUGUCUCUCUGGGGUUGCUAUGCCCCCUCCUCCCCACCCAAGGGUAAAUAAAGUGCUGAGAUUGGUCCAUGGAAGAA